UGGGCGCCCGGUCGUUUGACAACAACGUUUUUCAACAUUUGAUAAACACGCCUCUGUGGACACAGCCCCUUACAGUCUAGAGAAGCUUUUAACACUACAAAGAAUCCUUCGAGAAACAGAGCGCUUAAUUCUGCCGACAGAACCGUUCAGACAACAGUGAUUGUUCUAACAUUUUCUUUUUUAAGAGUGAAGAGACGCUUCAAAUCUGAAGAUUCCCAGAUAAAAAUGACUGAUUUGAUUGAUACUUUUAUGGUUGAUUUUACUGUGUGAAAUGUUCUACAGAGUAAAGCAAGUCUGGAAAGGUGUGUGUGAGUGAUAUGGGUGUGUGUUUUUGUGAACUGAGAUGAGGAUGUGUUGUAUGAGGUGCGGUGCAUCUGAUAAGAGUUUUCUGGUGAAGCGACUGCAGUCUGUAACGUCUGUCUGGGCCAUUAAACCGCAGGCUACUCUUCUUUACAUGCGUUCAAAACCAACCCUGAGAGCUCAACUUACAAAUCAUACCCUUGUGAAUCACAACACAGUGACUUCAACGCUUAAGGGUUUUUCGACUUUCUCAUUUUGAUUCAUUUUUAACAAAGAACGUUACAGAUUGCAUCUUUAACCCGUUUCGUUUCACUUUAGUACAAAACCAACGACGGUAAAGGCGACGGUUUCCACACACAUCUCUAUCUUCUCAUUUUGAGUUGAGUUGUGUGAAGAGUUUCUUGUGUUGGUGCUGUAAUACCGUCUGAAUGAUGUGUGUCAGUGUCUGAGAGGAUGAUGAUGAUGAUGACGACGGAGGAUCAUUGAAUCAGUUUGUGUUAGUGAACAGAUUGACAGAUUAGAGCUCAGGUUAAUCCUGUGCGUGUCAGAUUGAAAUACUGAUGCGAGACUCGCACUUCUAACUGAAGUAGAAACCCGUCGCUCGAGAGAUUUUCAGGUGAAGCAGAUGCUCAUGUGUAACAGGUCAAUGUCUUCAGGUGUUUCAGGUACCUUGACUUCACGUCCUCUUUACAUUACAGCAUGUCUCUUCUGUCGCAUCUGCGUUCUCCGGCUUUGUCCUUCGUUCAGACGCUGUUGUCGCUGCUGUUGUCGUUGUUUUCGCUGUCGUCGUCUCAUUGGUUCGUGGGCAGUCAGAAAGUCCCGAAGCCCUUGUGUUCCCCGACCCGACGGCUCAGGUGCACUCCGGUCCCCGGCAUGACGGACAGCUCGGCCCAGUUCUCCUGGGAAACGGGAGACGACCGCUUUAUCUUCCCGACGUUCCACACGGGGCUGUGGACCACCUGUGAGGAGAACAUCUACACCGAUGCCUGGGAGGAGAAGUGCCGCAGUUUCAUGGCCCUGACGCCUGCGUCUGAAAAAGGAAUCCUGUGGCUGUGUGUUGGGAUGGAGUUGUUGUACAUUGUUCUGUUGUCUGUCAGUUCGGUUCUGUUGUUGCUGCAGUUGAGUUUGUCGCUCUGGUGUCCACUGCAGCAGAGCUGGGGUCACUUACUGAACGCAUUCGCUGCUGUCUGCACGGUUCUCGGAGGUACGACACACACAUUGGAUAACAGCGACAGGUUGUUGGACUCAUUUGAUUCAGGAGUCACCUGUCGUACAUGUUUGUGUUGCAGUGUUGCGUGGCUGGCCUUCACCUGCUGCAUGUCUUCUGGAGUUUCUACACUCAACAUCUACACCAAGACCUUUUUGAUGCUUGGACGGAAACACCAGCGUGUGUUUUACCCCUGUAAAAACUUCACUUUCCCUCCACAAUGUCCUCUUGUGUCUCCUCUCUCUCCGUACGUCUCGCCGCCCCUUCCACCUCCUCCCCCCACCUGCCCCGCACCUCUCUCGCCCGCGCUCUCUCUCCUCCGGCCCCCCGUCAUACUCCUUCUGUCUCCGGUGGGCUCGGACGAGGACUUCAGUCCCCUCUGAUGUCUAAAACAUCUUUCAUCUCCUACUUUUCAUGAGCGCUUCACGUGCAAAACAUCACGGGGCAGUCGUGGCCUAAUGGUUAGAGAGUCGGACUCGUGACCAGAAGGUUGCCGGUUGGAUUCCCAGGGCCGGCGGGUAACGACUGAGGUGACCUUGAGCAAGGCACCUUACCCCUACUUGCUCCCCGGGCGCUGCAGUGAUAGCUGCCCACUGCUCCGGGUGUACGUGUGUUCACCACUUGCUGUGCGUGUGUUCACUACUCUCUGGAUGGGUUAAAUGCAGAGGUCACAUUUCGGGUAUGGGUCACCAUAUCUGACAAAUAGGUCACUUCACUUUCACUUUCACUUUCAAAAUGUCAUUUCAGUCUGAAGGACGUUCUGAGAGGGCUUCUCUUUACUUUCACCUGCGUUUAUCAGCAGCUUUUAAUUUUGGCCUUUUUCAUUUCAAUUGGUCAUGAAUAAAAACUCAUCAAUGUUCUGUUUUGCCUCUUUUCACCUGAAUGUUUUUUAGCUGUUCUCUACGAGCGCUUUCUAUUUAAUGGACACGUUAAUAAAUGUCUCCAGCAUCACACACAAUCCUGUGAUGGACGUUAUAGUCAUGUUUGUCUCGGUCAAGUCAUUGUGAUGGAAUGAGUUUAAUUUAGUCAAAUCUUUCUCAUGUUAUUACAUUUGACAGUGAUGAAAUACCAAAAUCCCUUUAAUGGUCAAUAACAUGAUCAUAUGGGUUUAACACAAGUGUUAUCAAACUUUAAGACAGUAAAAUCACUUUAACAGCUAACAUGAAUAUGAC
This is a messenger RNA of Triplophysa rosa, 2679 nucleotides long. Its product is annotated as germ cell-specific gene 1-like protein. The record is from RefSeq and is a predicted model, not a curated record. Gene Ontology annotation, cellular component: plasma membrane. NCBI's taxonomy places the organism in Eukaryota, Metazoa, Chordata, Actinopteri, Cypriniformes, Nemacheilidae. The coding region runs from base 1000 to 1890 and encodes 296 amino acids. The transcript is spliced from 5 exons.